Messenger RNA from Thecamonas trahens ATCC 50062, 4914 nucleotides. RefSeq names its product TKL protein kinase. The record is from RefSeq and is a predicted model, not a curated record. Gene Ontology annotation, molecular function: ATP binding; protein kinase activity. Bases 1 to 4914 code for a protein of 1637 amino acids. The transcript is spliced from 2 exons. Gene Ontology annotation, biological process: protein phosphorylation. Lineage: Eukaryota; Apusomonadida; Apusomonadidae.
AUGGCUCGACUGCAAAACAGCAGAGUCCGCGCCUCACUGGACGGCACAGCAUGGAAGCCGAAGUUGAGGGCGACGUCGUUUGACGAGGGGCUCGACCUCUUGCUGGCCAACUUGCCGACUGCGGUGAGCAAUGGACCAUGGAAGCCGAAUGCCGAGGUUGGCUUGGAAGAUGCGGCCGCUUUGGCGGCGGGAGGCGAGGCGCCGUCGUUUGUGACUGCGGCGCUCGGGACGGCAGUGGGGACGCGGGACGUUGUUGACCGCAAGUGUGCGGGACUCGGGUUGAGCAAGUGCGGCGAGAUGCUGGAGAUUUUCCCAUGGGCACUCUCACACCUGAUUCCAACGAUCAACUUGCCUGGCGUCGGCUCGUCGCUUGUUCUCGACUUACACUUGCUCCACGAGAUUCUCUUGGGCGAGAUUACAAUGUGGAACGACCCGGAGAUUGCGGAGCUGAACCCCGGCCGGCUGCUCCCAAGCUCACCCAUUACGCUCAUCUCGUACCCCGAGCUCGCGAUCACUGAUGUGUUUGAAGCCUUGCUUACCAACGAUACCCACGACGAGGCGCCGCUGUUCUCGUCGUCGAACACGAUCGAGACGGAGGAUGCGAUAGCGGCAGCGUCGAUGCUGUUCGCGACGAGCAACUCACUGGCUAUCCUCACGUCGCAGACGGUAACUCAGGGUGGAUACACGCGACUUGUCAUCCCCAAGUUGAUCAAUGCUGCUGGCGUGGUGGUGUCUUAUAGCGAGCGGAGCGUGACGGCAGCGGCGGCGUUGCUCGACGACGACGCGUCCGAAGCGCUCAACUCGAAGGCCGAGGACGCGUGGCCGCUUGUCUUUACCGAGUGGAUGGUCAUGCCUUCCAAGAUCCAAGGUGUGGAUCCUCAAUUUUGCAGCGCCAUGGUCUCAAGCAUGUCAGGAGUCAAGUUCCUCAUCUCGUCGCUCUUUAUUACCGAGCGGCUGUGGCUGUACGGGCAUGUGCCGCUGCCGCGUGCGCUGCGCUCGAUUGUGGUGCAGCGGUUGCAACAGUUUGAGUGUAAUGGAGUAGAGCUGGCGGUAUCUGUCGACCGGGUAGACGGCGCCGGCGCGACGUUUCCUUCAAACGUCUACGUCCAGGCCAUUGAGUUGUUCAACGUCCUCACCUCGUCGCAACUCUCGUAUUCUCCCGUUGGCUCUGGAACAGGCAAGGCAAGGCUGGUGGCUGGCCAGAUGCUGUUUGCCGGCUCUGACUCGGCGCUCUCGGACGCAGACCUCAACGCGGUCCCCACUCUUGUGCAGCUACCCUCGCUUGCCGGCGCAGUGGCCAUCUCGUACAAGAUCAAGAUGACUUCCGAUGCACCGGCGUUGGUGCCGACGCUUGUGCUCUCGCGAUCUGCGCUUGCCGACAUUUACCGUGGCGCGAUUACGGCGUGGAACCAUCCGCAGAUCGAGGCGCUCAAUCCAGGCCUCGCGCCGUACUUGACCAAUGCGACAAUUUGCAUCCACGUGGUCGACUUUCGGUCAGGAACCACGGGUAUUCUCACGGCGGCACUCUCGACUUUUUCGCCAGCGUGGGCGGCAACGAUUGGCGAGACUACGUACAUCGACGAGUGGCCGGCCGAGCGACCAGAGACGGGUGGUUGCGUGGUGCGCCACCCAACCAAGACGUCGCUCGUGAACGGCAUGUUUGCGGAUCCAAACGCCAUUGGCUACUCCAAUCUCGAGCGGGCACAGCGACUUGGUGUCCCACUCGCCUCGCUAGUCAACCGGGCAGGAACGACGGUCGAGGCCUCAGCGGCCACGGUCCAGUCGGCGAUUAUCGACGCCCAAGACCGGAAUGCGCCCAACUCGCGGCUUCCGUACGUCAAGCCGCUGGCUAAUGGCGGCUCGCAACUCUCGUGGCCGAUUUCGGGCUACACGUACUUUGUCAUGGACUGCCACGCGAAGAGCAACUGCGACAAGUUACGGCAAGCAGCCAAGUUUUACCAGUGGCUUGUCACGUCACCGGACGCGUCCGUCAUUGCGUCGUCGCUCGGCUUUGCCGCGCUGCCCAACGUGACCACAAUGCUGACGGUGGGCGAGCUCGAGCGCUGCACCUGCGGCGGCCGCCCGCUUUUGGAUCCGUGCUCGGACGGGCUCUGCGCAGACGCAGCCACAUCGACAGGAAUCUCUGCGGGGACGAUUGUGGCGAUUUUGGUUCCGCUGGUGGUGAUGGUUGUGGUGUGCGGCGUGCUCGCCGCCGUCUGGAUCCACUCGCGGUCCCGUGACGUGGUGUUCAAGCUGGAGGUUGACGAGGACAUCCUUGUGGCCAAUGAGGAGCUUGAGCUAGGCAGUGCAAUUGGGACCGGUUCGUUCGGAACUGUGUACCUGGCGCACUGGCGCGGCUCACCGAUGGCCAUCAAGUACAUGCACGGGCUGGAGGAGAACACGGCCCGACUGGCCGAGUUUGUGGACGAGGCCUCGGUCCUGCUCAAGCUCCGACACCCACACAUUGUGCUGUUUAUGGGCGUUGUGCUCGAGCCGGCCGGCAUCGUUACCGAGUUCCUCCCGCAUGGCUCGCUUUACACAGUCCUGCACAACUCGGAGUUGCAGAUCGAGCGCAACCUCGCGCUGUGGUGGAUGCACUGCAUUGCCAUGGGCCUGGACUUUCUGCACCACGGUGGCAUGGUCCACCGCGACAUGAAGUCGCUUAACGUCCUACUCGAUGCGGGAUGGGUGCCCAAGAUCUGCGACUUUGGCCUCUCGUCGUGCAGUGAGUCUUCAGCAUCCAUGUCGCUCUCGAGGAAAGAGCAGUCAAGGCGGGCACGCAAGCUCAAAAAGCUUGUCAGCAAGAUGAACAAGAGAAAUGGCGCCAAGUUGCACUCGCUCGGCUCGGCCAGGCAUACGGCCGGUUUGUCGUCGAGGAGCUCGCUCAACUCGGCAGGUUCGGGUGGAUCCAACGGCUCGAGCGCGGGUGGUUACGGGACGAGCAACGGGGUCAACGCCGCACUCGGCUCGUUGCUGUGGACGGCACCCGAGGUGCUGCAGAACGGCGCCAGUGCAUCAUCACCUGCGUCUGAUGCGUUCGCCUUUGCCAUCACGGCAUGGGAGAUUCUGACGCGUAUGGAGCCGUAUGCAGGGAUGCACCCGGUGGCGGCGGCGACCAAGGUGUCGGAUGGGAGCCUGCGCCCGAUUCUUGGCGUUGUGCCCGACUGGGGCAAGUCGGUGGUGCCCUUGCUCGAGGAGGCGUGGCACGCUCAGCCGACGGCGCGGCCGCCGCUCUCUGUCAUCGGCAAGAAGCUCUCGUCGCAGUAUGUGCGCAAGCAGAUUGUGCACCCGAUGCCGGCGAAUCUGCCGAGCGGUGAAGUGGUGGCUGUUCUUAUCUCGUGUUCGGAGAAUGUCGCCCAACUUAGCGUCGACGUGGGCGAGUGUCGCGAGGCACUGCUCGCCUUCCAUGGCAUGCUUGACACGCUCGUGGGCGCGCCGAGCUGCAGCGGCGUUAUCGCCGAUCGAACCCUCGCACACGCAAUGGUUGUGUUCAACGUCCCGGCGCACUUUGCAUCGUUCGCAGCCGAUGCUCUCCGGAUGAUGGGCAGUGGACCGAUGCGUGUCAAGAUGGUGGCGGCACACGGCACGAUUGUGACGGUUGCACAGGGCGGGACCGAGAACUCAGACCAGCGGUUGCUUCAGUUCUCAGGCCCCGUGAUAUCCGAGAUUCUGUCGCGCAACGCGCCACUUGAGGUCACCGGCAUCCUUGUUGCUCCGAGCCUCACCGGCCCGGUGGUCGAGGCGGUGGCGGCGUUCAAGGACGCCGCGGCGUCCAACACAGCCGACGUGAUUACGGACAUUGGCUCGACCCUCGACUCGGCUUUCCCGGACAACCGAAGUGAGGUGCGGACACCAUACGACUCGAUGAUGCUGGCUGGCGCCAGUGGACAAGGGCUUGGUAUCGCGGUCGUCCGGGACUCGACUGAGAGCGGAUGGGCGAUGGUGGUAAGCGAGACCACAACCAGCACGGCGGCGCCGGCUGAGAUGACGCAUGCGUCGCUGGUGCCGGCAUCAUCGGUCAACUCGCUGACAAGUGAGCGGCUCACGCUCUCGGCACUCCAGAGCGGGUCGUCGUUCUUGGUCUCCGGACCGGUGAUGAAACGGGUGCUGGCCAAGGGGAGCGAGCUGUGUGUCGGCUCGUUCUCACGGGUGGCAGCGUCGGAUGCAGACGGGUCACCGGUGGUGACCAAGACUGUGCUCGAGCAGACCAUGUCGUCGGUGGCACUGGUUGAGCUUGUCAUGGCCAUGGCGUUGCAGUUUGAGCUCAUCAAGUCUUUGCCGGAUGCAGUCCUCGCUCCCAUCGCUGUCUGUCCGUUUCGGCCGCACAUCUCAGUCAUGUACCCGCUGGUCGAGCUCGGCUCGAUCGGCGACGCCAUCGCUGCUGGGAACUUUGGUGGCGAGUUCUCCCGCCGUGUCUCGGUGGCGCUGGCGCGGGCGCUGUUUGCGCUCCACACCGAGGGCGUGACGCACGGCUCGAUCAAGCCGAGCAAUGUAAUGCUUAUGGAGGCGAGCGGGUCCAAGGUCACACUUAUGGAUGUAGGCAUCAAUGGCAUCAAGACCUCGCUCUCCACCAUGACAAUGUCGCCAUCGGUCUCGUACUCGUGCCCCGAGGUGCUCAACGGCGAAGCCGUUGGACAGGGCUCGGACAUCUUUGGCUUUGCAUCGACGGUCUUUGAGCUUGUCAGCGGUAAGCAGGCGUUCACCGGCAUCAACGCCAUGCAGGUCGCGUACAGGAUCAUGUCCAGCACAGUACCACCCACGGCACACAUCCAUCCGGAGCUUGCUGCGCUGCUUGUCUCGUGCUGGGCACCGGCUGCGUCAGACCGACCCCAUAUGUCGGAGGUUGUCCAGCACUUGUCGCGGUUCACCUCGCUCGAGUUUACGGUGGCAGGGACUGUCGGCGGCGAGCGGUAA